This is a messenger RNA of Lachancea nothofagi CBS 11611, 1818 nucleotides long. The record is from the annotation of a GenBank genome assembly. Lineage: Eukaryota; Fungi; Ascomycota; Saccharomycetes; Saccharomycetales; Saccharomycetaceae.
AUGGCUAAUCCUAUCGAGUCGAAAAUCUUGGAGCUGGCGGACAAAACCGGGCUCGAUGAAGUCACAUUGAAACUGGCGAUAUGUCUCUUUUCAUCGUUUCCCUUCAACGCCUUGCUCAAACGUUUGCCAGACGGCAGAAUAACACUGAAAUGUUGGUACAUUGUGGGCAUUUCAGCAUUUUAUCUCUUUGGAGUUCUGAACAUCUUCACUGGGUUUCGCACGUUGUUUAUUAGUUCGAUGUUCACAUACGUGAUCUCCAGGUUUUACCGCUCCAAAUUCAUGCCGUACCUCAACUUCGUGGUAGUGAUGGGGCAUUUGGCAAUAAGUCAUUUGGGAGCACAAUUCUUCACCACGCGAGAUGCUUCUAAACUCGACAUAACAGGCGCUCAAAUGGUGUUGGUCAUGAAACUCACAUCUUUCGCAUGGUCAUAUCAUGACGGCACGGAAUUGGAUCAAAGCAAACUCUCGGAAUACCAGAAAACUCGCGCUAUCAAGAAGCACCCAAGCUUACUCAGUUUCCUCGCCUAUACUUUUUUUUAUCCUUCGUUGUUCACAGGCCCUAGUUUCGAUUUCGCAGAUUUUGAGUCGUGGCUCAAUUGUGAGGUGUUUCGGGAUCUACCAGACGCACAAAAGCCCAGACGCAGAUGGACCACAACGGAUCGCAACUUGCGCAGACAAAUACCGAAAUGUGGCUGGUUGGUAUCAUGGCGUGUUGUCCAAGGCGUAUUUUGGAUUACGCUUUCUUCCAUUCUUCCAAAUUACAUCUCAAAGGAAUUCAUGUUUACUGCGGACUAUGGCCAAAAAUCUUUUUUAUACAAGAUCCAUUAUCUCUUUAUUCUGAGCUUCACUUUCCGACUCAAGUACUAUGCGGCUUGGACCAUGUCUGAGGCGUCCUGCAUUUUAUGUGGCUUAGGUUAUAAUGGUUAUGACACCAAGACUAAGAAAAUAAGAUGGGAUAGGGUUCGCAAUAUAGAUAUUUGGAAAUUUGAAACCGCCUCUAACACACAUGAAGGCCUUGAAGCUUGGAACAUGAACACGAACAAAUGGUUGAAACACUACGUCUACUUAAGAGUGGUAGCGCCAGGAUCCAGACCAGGGUUCCGCAGCACCCUGUUCACUUUCUUGACAUCAGCAUUCUGGCAUGGAACCAGACCUGGGUACUACCUAAGUUUUGCUACUGGUGCCUUGUAUCAAACUUGCGGUAAAUUGUUCAGACGAAACUUGCGCCCGAUAUUUUUGAGUGCUGAUGGAAAGGCUCUGCCCUCUAAGAUAUUCUACGACGUUAUUUGCUUCUAUGUCAUGAAGCUCGCAUUUGGCUAUUUGGUGCAACCUUUCGUGAUUUUGGACCUUCCCGACUCAUUGGCAUGCUGGCGUUCAGUAUACUUCUACAUUCACUUGGGUAUCAUUGCAACCUUCUUUACAUUCAAAGGUCCAUUUGCAAAACCUGUGAUCAAAUAUCUCAAGUCUUAUCAGGCCGCUGCUAUCGUACAAAAGAAACAGAAGGAUGAGCUUGAGGAAGCUGGGCCAUUAGGUGAUAUUGCCAGGGCCAAGAGGCUAUUCGAGCAAGGUGAAUUGCCGAGUGAUAUGCAUCUGGGGAUUCCCGAGGCAAAUUUUGAUAAGCUCAACUUUGAAGAAGCCAAACGCGAGUUUAGCGAGUUUUUCGAAUCUUACGACAAAUGGAGAGCUGAAAAAGGUCUAGAAAUUGAGGAACACAACUUGCAAAGGGCCUUCGAGAACUUCAAAAGAGAAUUGUCUUCUGGUCAAAGAAGAACAAGUUUCAGCUUUUAUUCUCCAAAACCUUUUAAGAAGGAGGACUAA